This is a messenger RNA of Purpureocillium takamizusanense, 1497 nucleotides long. RefSeq lists its product as uncharacterized. Gene Ontology annotation, cellular component: plasma membrane. Gene Ontology annotation, molecular function: carboxylic acid transmembrane transporter activity. The record is from RefSeq and is a predicted model, not a curated record. The transcript is spliced from 4 exons. Lineage: Eukaryota; Fungi; Ascomycota; Sordariomycetes; Hypocreales; Ophiocordycipitaceae. Bases 1 to 1497 code for a protein of 498 amino acids. Gene Ontology annotation, biological process: transmembrane transport; carboxylic acid transport.
AUGGCAAUCACUGAGGUCGACAACAAAAUGGUGGUGGAUAAGCAGGACGGCUCACGCGAUGAGGGCGUCGUGAAAGACUCGUCGGAUGUCGUUGUUGAGACAACCGCGCAAGUCGCGCCCCAGGUCAACUGGGCCUCAUCCAUCACCAUGGUCAUGGUGGGUGGUAUGGCACUAUUCUCGGACGGAUACAAUGCCGCGAUUGUCGGUUUCAUGAAUCCGGUCUUGUCACGGCUUUAUCCCGACGACUACACCUCGUCCAUCAAGACAAGCGUUUCUAACGCCUUCUUGAUUGGCGAGGUAUUCGGAAUGCUCUUCUUCGGUUGGGCGAUUGACAAGUUGGGCCGACGCAGUGGCAUCGUUUGGGCCACCAUUUUCCUGGUCCUGGGCAUCAUUCUCGCGACCGCCUCUCACGGGACCACCAACACGGGCAUGUUUUGGAUGCUCAUUAUUGGACGCGGCGUCGCUGGGUUUGGUGCGGGAGGCGAGUAUCCUACCUGUGCGACAAGCACUACCGAAGCCAGCGACGAGAAUGCCCCUAUCCGACGUCGACGAGGGAUCCUCACGGCCGUUGCUACGGACUUUGCGAUUGACCUUGGAUUCGUUGUUGCUGGUAUUGUUGCCAUCAUAGUUCUCGUGGCAUAUCACGAACGCCUUGGCGAUGGCUUGUGGCGCGUCAACUUUGGCAUUGGCAUCACAUUGCCGGUUGUUCUGCUCUUCUUCCGUCUGCGCCUUGUCAACUCGACCCAAUACCACAAACACGCCAUGAAAAAGCAGAUCCCCUAUGGUCUCGUAAUUCGACGCUAUUGGAAACCGAUGCUGGGUACCUCUCUUGCGUGGUUCAUGUACGACUUUGUGACAUAUCCCUUCGGAAUCUUCGGCUCAACAAUCCUCGACACGCUCAACCCGAGCGGCACGUUGCUCCAGACUAUUGGCUACGGCACAGUGCUCAAUUGUUUCCUCCUGCCAGGAACUAUUAUUGGCGGAUUGCUCAUGGAUCGGAUCGGCCGCAAGCAGACCAUGACUCUUGGAUUCGUUCUAUGGUCGCUGCUUGCCUUCAUCAUCGGUGGAGCCCUGAAGCCCAUUCUCUCCGUCUUCCCGCUCUUUGUUGUGUUGUAUGGCAUCUUCAACACGCUCGGAGAAAUGGGUCCUGGUGUCGCGACCUUCCUCUGUGCUGCCGAAUCUUUUCCCACUCCGGUGCGCGGCCACUUCGUCGGCCUCGCCGCUGCCGUAGGCAAGGCAGGUGCUGCCAUCGGAACUCAGGUGUUCAACCCGAUUCAGAACUCGUUCCACGACGAUGAGAAAGGCGUGCAGGGGGUCUUCUUAAUUGGCGCUGCAUUUGCACUGACUGGUGCUGUCAUCUCAUGGUUCCUCAUCCCCGACCAAGAAAAGGACCUUGAGAGUGAGGACGUUCGCUUCCGGCGCUACCUGGAGGAGCAUGGAUAUCACGGCGUGUUCGGAGAAGAUGUCAAGCCCACCAUCUCCGCGAGUACGGCUUAG